UGUACCACCUGAUGGAUAUCCGUAUUAAGCGAGAGAUGAUGUCCGCGCAAAUAAUUUGCUUCGCUUGUGUUUUGCUCAUUCCGGCGGUGAUUUUGGCCGUUGAGGAAGUUGAGCUGGAAAUAGGGCAGGGAAAGUUGAAGGGGAUCAAGUCCAAAACGCUACUUGAUCAAAAACCACUUUACAUGUUCACCGGGAUUCCAUAUGCUAAAUCUAUCCAAGGACCAAAUAAAUUUAAGGUUGCCGAACCGCCGGAACCCUGGUCCGGGGUUUACGAUGCGACCCAUCAAGGAUCCGGUUGUGUGUCCUACUGCAUGAUGCGGCAUAAGGUGGUCGGAGAAGACGACUGCUUAUUCUUAAACGUUUACACUCCAGAGCCGAAUAAGGACGCCAGAAAAGCAGUUAUGGUCUUCUUCCAUGGUGGUGGCUUCAAUAUGGGCUCAGCAGAGACGGACUUUUACGGUCCAUACUUCAUUGUUGAAGAGGACGUUGUUCUGGUCACUGUCAACUCUAGACUAGGAGUGUUCGGGUUUUUGAGCACCGAGGAUUCCGCUGCUCCUGGCAACUUGGGACUCAAGGAUCAAAAUGUCGCGUUGAAGUGGGUGCAGGAAAAUAUUCAGUACUUCGGAGGGUGUCCUCACAGGGUGACGAUCUUUGGUCAGAGUUCUGGUGGUGCUUCUGUCCAGUAUCAUAUGAUGUCACCGAUGUCCGCUGGACUUUUCCAGAACGCGCUUUCGCAGGGCGGUUCUGCGGUUGCUCCAUGGGCCAUAACGCACCACGCGAAAGAGGCUGCAUUCAAGCUAGGGAAAGCUUUGGGUAUCGAUACUACUGAUUCUGCUAUUCUUCUCAAAGAACUUACUCAGUUACCAAGCUAUGAAAUAGUCGAGGCUGCAAUGACCGUCGAUCAAACUGAGAAUGCAAUGAAUGGUCACAACAAUGCGUUUAUCCCAUCCGUGGAACCGGACGUUGGUCAAGAAGUUUUCCUACCUGCCGAUCCGUGGGAGUUGAUUAUGAAAGGAAAAGUAUCCGACGUACCGUACAUGGCAGGAUUGAAUCUUAAUGAGACGUUGUUUUUGAAGAGCGCGCUCAUCACGUCCGCCGAUAUGAUGAACGAACACUUCGAAAAUUUCCUACCAGAUGAUUUGAAUGUUACCGACACUGCCCAGCAAAAACAGAUUGCUGAUAUGAUGAGAAAAUUUUAUCUCGACGAUAAACCACUCACUAAGGACUUGUUGCGAGAAUUCGGGCAGAUGACGAUGGAUGUGAUGUUCACUUGCCCCGUGCAAAUACCCCUUACAAUAAUAAACUCCCUCAAGUCUACGCCUACCUACAACUACUUGUUCAUUUACGACUCAUACCUUGGAAUUUUUAAAGUCAUGGGAUUCUACGAUGGUACAGAAGGUGUGAUUCACGGAGACGAGAUGGGUUUCAUAUUGCAUAAUCGUUUUCUUAAUUCGGUACCGCAACCGGGCUCUGACCAGGAAAGAGUCACUCGCCUCCUAACCAAGCUCUGGGCGAAUUUCGCCAAAACAGGAAAUCCUACGCCUGCUUUAGACGAAUAUAUAACGAUGAAUUGGGAGCCGAUGGGGACGGAGAACAAGUACGCCAUCAUCGAUCGAGAACUGACUAUGGACAAGAACAUGUUCAAGGAAAGGAUCGAUUUUUGGUUACCAAUUUACAAGAAUGUAAUUGGCGAUUUUGCUAAACUAUUCUAGAGUUUACGACGGCUGAUUUAAUUUCAUAAUACUAUUCACGUAGUUUCGAUACAAAGGAAAACUACUACCUUGGCUUUUUAUGGCACUCACGUUAAUCGUUAUGAUACUAUUUGAAAAUAGAAUAAAUAUAUUGUUUACAAAAAUGGAUGAGACGGUAGCAGCGUCGCAGUCGGUGUUAUAUUUGAAGUAAUAUGUCAAGUUCAACUGCCGAAAAAGUGGAAGAACAAAAAUGGAGAGCGCCUAGUAGACAGCAAGGCGGCACAACUCAAGGUAAAGAAGGCAGGGAUUCGAGACAAUCGGUCUCGAACUAAUCUCGAAGGUUUCGCCAUUGCUUUUGGUCGAUUGAGCAAGUUUGUUCGCCACUCACUUUUAACGCUCCUCACUACCAGGCGAUCAUGAAAUUACAGCGGUGCUAUUACAGUUUGAACCAUUGAAUCGUAACCCGGCGAUAUGAUUCAAAUGAGGAAAAAUUCUGUGUAGCCACGCCCCGACCGGUAUGAAUAUAUAGGAAAAUUGUUAAACAGGCAGAAAAUAUCGAGUUAAAAAAAUGUCCAUUAAAGAGAGACAAUUCGUGUGAACAAUAAUCCGAGCUAACUCCGCAGCAAGUACCUAUAGUGCAUGAGCUGUGAGGGGAACACAUUUUUCAGGAUCUCGGUUCCCCCAUUCCGGCUACAAACGCUCAUUCUCGAGAAUUAGUUCUCAACCCUCUCAAUAAUACCACGUGAAAAAAUGCAACUACUGGAUCACUGAACUAAGUAUGUACGUAUUUCACCAGCUGUAUACUUGAAAGAGAAUGUGAAAAACAUAGGAGUGUCCUAGUGGGGAAAGCGCCAGAGCACAGAUUAGGGGAAGCGGCACUAUUGGGAGUGACACUAUGGACAGGUUGCACUGUACCAUGGUGCUAAAAAUUGGCUGCAACGGAUUGGCAUAAGAUUGGCAGAGGCGAACGGAGAUAGUCCAGAUGCCGUGGACUCGGGCUAGUCCGCAUUUCGAGAUGAUCCUCAGCAUCUGUCUAUCAGGAUAUCAUAACCCGUUGCGGUACAGAAGACGUUUACCGUCGACUUCGCGGUUUGGACCAUUCCGAGGACAUCCGCCAGUCGUGUGUAAUUGCGACUUUCGCCGAGGCUCUUCGGAGGUCGCGAGGCAUAAUCGCAAUAGUAUCGUUGUUCCGGAUAUUCGAGAGCGAGAUGUCGCAGUCGUGAAGCGGGGGAAUCUCGAGGAAUGUUCAACUAGAACCGCAUACG
This is a messenger RNA of Neodiprion fabricii, 2956 nucleotides long. RefSeq names its product cholinesterase 1-like. NCBI's taxonomy places the organism in Eukaryota, Metazoa, Arthropoda, Insecta, Hymenoptera, Diprionidae. The record is from RefSeq and is a predicted model, not a curated record. The transcript is spliced from 10 exons. The coding region runs from base 12 to 1712 and encodes 566 amino acids.